Aspergillus fijiensis CBS 313.89 is the source of this 591-nucleotide messenger RNA. RefSeq lists its product as uncharacterized. NCBI's taxonomy places the organism in Eukaryota, Fungi, Ascomycota, Eurotiomycetes, Eurotiales, Aspergillaceae. The record is from RefSeq and is a predicted model, not a curated record. The transcript is spliced from 4 exons. The coding region runs from base 1 to 591 and encodes 196 amino acids.
AUGUGUUUCGGAUACAGAUUUCCUGUCAUCUUCACCAGAUGCACCCAGGAGGUCCGUCAUCUCGCUUGGAAAGAAAUCUACUUCCAAUGCCGUGACCGGUGCAACGAUCCGACGAACUUCAAGCCUUGUGAGCAGAACAGUAUGCAGGACUUUGUUACAGUGGGCAGCUUGUAUGUGAGGAACGCCCCAUGCCGCCUCUGCCAAUGGGACUUCAAGGCCGAAGGCUUCGAUCCGAGCAACGGUGCGAGACUCUGCCAAGUCAUCAAGCGUCCUCACGAUUACGAACUCAACUGGAUCAUGGAAUACAUGAACGACCUCCUCCCCGUCGGCUCGCGGGCCAUCCCUCCAGUUGAGACAACCAAGAACCCUCGCAGCAUGGUCGAUUACUGGCUGGCCGUCGAGGAACCAGCGGCCGAUGACGACACGGAUGACAGUGACGACUCCGAGGCGUCCGAGGACGACGUCGCUGACGAUUUCGACUUCGUCACUGAUGAGGACUACACUUCUGAUUUCGAGGUGCUUGCUGAGUUCGAGCUGGGGUGUUCGCUGAAGGAUACGGCUGGGUUUGCUAUGGCUCCUAUCUUGCCAUAG